Molecule: messenger RNA, 690 nt
Organism: Neurospora hispaniola
Lineage: Eukaryota; Fungi; Ascomycota; Sordariomycetes; Sordariales; Sordariaceae
Exons: 2
Coding region: 166-504 (112 amino acids)
Source: RefSeq, a predicted model, not a curated record
UUCCGAAGCUCCCAUUCGAUUGAUGGGAAGGGGUAACAGGUUGGAGAGUGUACCCGUUCGGAAUCUACACUAGCAGAAUCUGGUGGAGGACAGGAGAGAAACCCAAUCAUGGUGGAUGGCUCGAUAUUUUAAGCGCCCAGCUGGGUGCCGGCGUCGCUUCCUGCCAUGUCAUUGGUCGUAUUCUCUGCAACGCUGUCGAUGGACAGGCCCCAUUGGCGCGCGCCUUGUCUUGUCAUGGCACGCUUGGUUCGCCGGAUUCUUCUUGGUCGACCUUCUGCGCAACCUGAUUCGGUCGCACAGUUUUCUCCCACCCUCGUCAACCGGCUAUCUCGAACUCUUGGUGCUGCCCAACCCCAAGCUCGUCCUGUGAGACACUGGGAAGAGCGAAGCCAAGUCUCGCCGACUGCCAGGGCCCGGCCGCCAGAGUCACGUCAACGGGCGACAACGGGGGCGCAAUAUGGGAGGACAUGGGGCAAUAUCAGCGGGAAUCCGGCUUUCAUAUGAUGCUAGAGAGCGUGCUAGCCGCUGUGGUGGGAAUCAGCGGACAGACAGUCCAGGUGGACCCUGCUGUCACCAUCACGCACCUGACCAUCCAUCCAUCUUUUUGUCUUUUAUAAUAUCGCAUGGCCCAGACCGGCUGCGUUGAGCAGUCCUGUUUAGAUCUCCAUUCUCUUCUUAUACCUUUCUGCG